This is a messenger RNA of Arvicola amphibius (Eurasian water vole), 2655 nucleotides long. Its product is annotated as schlafen family member 12-like. NCBI's taxonomy places the organism in Eukaryota, Metazoa, Chordata, Mammalia, Rodentia, Cricetidae. The coding region runs from base 80 to 1666 and encodes 528 amino acids. The record is from RefSeq and is a predicted model, not a curated record. The transcript is spliced from 3 exons.
UUCGGUUCCUGUUCUCGUUUGUGCAGAGGACUGUGAUCUGAAAGGAUUUCACCUGGGAAAGAGAGCAAGCGCUCAGAAAAUGAGCGUCAGCGUUGACCAGGACACCGACUAUGCCGAACUGGUUCUGUCUGUAGGAGAAAUCACACUGGGAGAGAAGAAUCGGAAGACAAUGAAAGAUCCACAACUGAGAAGGAAAGAGGCCCACAGUACCUCACAGGCUGUGUGUGCUCUGCUGAAUUCUGGAGGGGGCGUGGUCAAGGCUCGCAUUAAGAAUUCAAAUUACAGCUUCAGCAGAGAUGGACUAGGAUGGGAUUUGGAAAAUUCUUUUCGUGAAAUUCUUCCAUUUACUCAUAAAUACCUAGACUGCAUGCAGAACAAAGGGUACUUUUUAAUUUUUGUGAAACCAUGGACCACGGAUGUCUCUGGUCAGCGUGUCCUCACCUUGAAAACCAACUUUUAUGUGAGAAACUUGUCAACUUCAGAUGAACUGAAAGGUCCUGAUGCAGUGCAGUUCCUCAAAGCCAAGAAAGACUCUGCAGGGAGAUCACGUUCAAGACAGAGCUUGCCUGGAUCAUGUGACUCUGAUGAGUUACAGCACGGAAGUCUACACACAUUUUUUAACAGAGAAAAGUUGACCUACAAGGAGACAUUCUCUUUCACUAAAUCCAAUAAUGCAGAAGUUAAAAUGUCCCCUAAAGAAAAGACUGAAGAAAUGAUUUUAGAGAUUCUCCCUAAAACUGUGUCUGCAUUCGCAAACACUGAUGGGGGAUAUUUGUUCAUUGGUUUAGAUGGAGAAAACCAGCAAGUAAUUGGUUUUGAAGCAGAGAAGAGUGAUCUUCAGAAUCUAGAGAGUGAAAUAGAGACAUGCAUCCGAGAGUUGCCUGUCACUCACUUCUGUGAGAAGCAGGAGAAGAUAAAGUACACAUGCAAAUUCAUCCCAGUCCUCAGACAGGGAGCUGUGUGCUCAUAUGUGUGUGCACUCAGAGUGGAGAGAUUCUGCUGUGCUGUGUUUGCUGCAGAGCCCGAGUCCUGGCACGUGGAAGACAGCUGUGUGAAGAGGUUUAGUUCGGAGAAAUGGGUCAAGCUCCAGAUGGAAGCCAAACCAGUGCUGUCUAGAGAGGUGACAUGCUCUCCAGAAGGCCUCCGCAUGGAGCUGUGCUCAGAGCAUGAACGAUAUGAGCAGUUACUUCGUACAGAGCUGGGCUCACUUCGUCAAGGAACGCUGAUCAUCUCUACGAGCUUGGCUUUAAGUCUGGGCUUGCAGAAGAAGCAGGAAGUCAUCUUGGAUGUGCUUCAUAUUUCCCAGGACAGUCUCCUGACCCUGCAUAGCUUUGUCCGGGGAGAGGGGGAGCUGGAAGGUGACAGCUCUGUUCUGAGGGUUCUGGGCGCUAAGUUAAAGAACGAUUGUAAGCAAACUGCACUAACUUUAAAGCAGAAGCUGGUCAAUCUUGGCCGUUUCACUGGGAAAAUAGGUAUUGCGAUAAAGAUAACGUACUUGGGCCAUAGGGCAGAGUCUCUAUAUGAUUCAAGCUCGGUAAUAAGUUACCCCAGAGAGUAUUAUCUGACAACUAAGACAGUAAGGGACUUAGAGAAGGCUCUUGUUAAAGUCUUAGGGAUAGUGGACCGACGUAAAACUGUAGUGAUCAGUUUACCUCUGAAUUUUUAAACACAUAGAAUUAGAUAUUUUACUUCUCAAGAAAUGUGCUAAAUCGUGUUUGAGACUGCUUGACAUGGAAAGUGGACUAUGGUGCAAUGAUAUCUCAUAUUAUGUGGUGAAAAUAUUCUCUGAUUCUAUAAAUAUACAGAAAUUGCAUCCUUUAAAUAACUUCACACAGUAGAAACCAAAUUCUAGGAAAGGGAUUGGCUGAUAAAGAACACAACGAUAAAAUGGUGCUUUAAGAAUGCGCCCCUCAACUGGGGAUGAGGUCUGUGACUUUAAUUUUAGAGCUUGGAGAAUGGCCCAUCAUUUUAAUAUUCAUAGAGAGGUCCAGGAUAGCCAGUGCUGUGAAAAGAGACCAUGACUCAAAAUAAAUAAAUGAAGACAUACAUAAAUAAUCAAAACAGAAAAGUGUGUCCAGUCUGCAUAGCCAUCCAUCUUGCUGAGGAAAUGCAUGGGGACUCUAAUCAUGGAAGACACUCUCCCUAGAGAAGUCAGUGAAGACAGUAAUGAUGGAUGCAGUAGAAGGCAACAUUUGGUCACAGUGUUGCUGCUCAGCUGUGUGUGCUACUGCUGUUAAAUCUUUGAUUGUAUGUGACAACCCAAGAAGGACUUUCCACCUGUCCCAAAUCCCAGAGGCAAGGCUCAGGAUAUACAUAAAAUAAAUGGAGUCAGCUUACAGCAGCAGAUAGUAAAUAUGGAGGUUUCCAAAAAGGUCAAAGUCAGGAGAAAAGGAAUACAAUUGUUCACCGUGUAUUAAAGGAAAGCAAUGUAUCUGUUGAUGUAAGACUUCAAAAGAUCAACAGGUGUCAGGAAUUAGGCCAUGCAAGUACUCUCUAUGGGGCUAUUGCGUGAGUUCCAGUAACAUCUUUGUAACAUAGUUCUCUUUUGAUAGUAUGGUUUAUAAGUCAAUAUUGUUCUUUAAUGGUUGAUGUGUUGUAUGUUUUAUGUUCCUGUUGUCAUGUUGUUUGUGCUAUAAAUUAACACCUGUAAAAUUA